GUGCUGGCGGCCCUGCAGGCGCAGCUGUCCGCCGCGGCCGGCGAGCCCGGCGGCGGCGACGCGGCGGCGGGCAUGCCGUUCCCCGUGUGGCCGCCCGGCCUCGCGGCGGCGGGCGGGGCGGACGCAGCGCACCUGGCGGCGCUCGGGCUGCAGCCGCUGGCCGGCGGCGCGGACGCGCAGCUGCUGGCUGCGGCGGCCAGCGCGGCACCGGAUGCCGCUGCACAGCAGCAGCUGGAUCAGCAUCAGCACCACCAGCAGCAGGAGCAGCAGCAACAACAGGAGGAGGAGCAGCAGCAGCAGCGGGAAAAGGAGCCCGAAGGGCAGCAGGGGCAGGCAGGGGUCGGCGGCGAGGGGCAUGGAGGGGCGGCCGCCAGCGGGGCCGGCGGGCGGGCGGGCGAUGACGCGAGGGGCAGCGGCGGUUCAGGCAGCAGUGACGCGUCAUAG
Molecule: messenger RNA, 444 nt
Organism: Monoraphidium neglectum
Lineage: Eukaryota; Viridiplantae; Chlorophyta; Chlorophyceae; Sphaeropleales; Selenastraceae
Exons: 1
Source: RefSeq, a predicted model, not a curated record